Neolamprologus brichardi is the source of this 2978-nucleotide messenger RNA. It is a transcript of the gene apeh1, whose product is annotated as acylaminoacyl-peptide hydrolase 1. The record is from RefSeq and is a predicted model, not a curated record. NCBI's taxonomy places the organism in Eukaryota, Metazoa, Chordata, Actinopteri, Cichliformes, Cichlidae. Gene Ontology annotation, molecular function: serine-type endopeptidase activity. Gene Ontology annotation, biological process: proteolysis.
UUCCUUACUUGCUGUGUGCUGCUUCCUGUUAAGUAUCACAGUAGCAAUUGUUUUACAAAAUAAAAGUAUAUGCUUAACACCUCUGUUUAGUGAACAGCGUUCUAAGUUGUCGGCAACACAUUUUAGAGUGCUUUUAUUCGUUUAAAUUUAUUAUGUAUUCAUUAACUUAAUAACGAUGUUUUGAUUCAUUCAGAAACUGUUUAUCAAGUAUUUUGUUUUAUAAGGGGCAGCAGGAAGCGGUAACGUGUACUUUAUGGCUCGCUUUGUAGUGGCGCUUUCAUUCUUUGUGCUGCUAACUGGUUGAUAUUUACAGACUAGCGACACACACCGUUGCUAUUAUGGAGUCACAGGUGGUAAGCAGUGCGAAGGACAUUGCCAAGCUCUAUAAAGAGCUCAGCCUCUAUCCAUCUUUGACCAGAGCAGAUGUGGGACCCGUAAUCACUUCUCAGUAUGGAGGCAAAUACAGCAACAUUUACACAGAAUGGAACCAGCGGGAUCUGGAGAGGAAUGAGACUGUUAAGUUUUGCAGGCAGUACAUUGUAUUUCACGAUGACGAGUCUGUGGUCUACUCUGGAGCCUCGGGAAACUGCACUGAGAUCAAAGGAGAGGUGCUAAGUAAGGAUUCUCCUUCUGGUGAAAUGAAGGCAGUUGUCAGAGAAUGCACGGUUCAAGGGAAAGAUAAACAGUUUCUGGAGAUCUGGAGUAAAAACAUCAAGGUGAAGAGCAUAGAUCUGACAGCCUUAAAGAAGCAUGGCAAAGUUUAUGAAGAUGACCAGUUUGGCUGCUUGGUUUGGUCUCACUCUGAGACCCACCUCUUAUAUGUGGCAGAAAGAAAAAGACCAACAGCAGAAUCUUUCUUCCAGACGGAGUCUCCAGAGUUGUCUUCUAUUGGAGAUGAGGACGAGACCUUGAGAACUGAGAAAAAGGAGGCUGUGAAAGGGGAGCAGUUUGUCUUCCAUGAGGACUGGGGAGAGACUUUGGUUAGUAAGAGCUGUCCUGUGCUUUGUGUUUUGGACAUCGAGGGAAGCAAUGUUUCUGUGUUGGAGGGAGUGCCUGAAGAUAUCUCACCAGGGCAGGCAUUUUGGGCUCCAGGUGACACAGGUGUGGUUUUUGUAGGCUGGUGGCAUGAGCCUUUCAGACUUGGCCUGAAGUACUGCCCCAACAGGAGGUCAUCUUUGUUCUACGUGGAUCUUACUGGUGGGAAAUGUGAGCAGCUUUCAUCAGGCACCAGCGCAGUGUGCUCUCCCCGGCUUAGCCCGGACCAGUGUCGAAUUGUCUACCUAGAGUGUUCUGUCUAUGGACCACACAUGCAGUGCAACAGGCUGUGUAUGUAUGACUGGUAUACUAAGAAGACCUCGGUGGUGGUGGAUGUCGUGAAGCGACCUGGAGAGGAUGGCUUCACCGGUAUCUACAGUUGUCAGUUGUCCCCUCAGUGCUGGUCAGCUGAUAGUCAGCGUGUUAUUAUUUCUUGCCCUCAGCGCAGCCUUAAGGAUCUCUUGAUGGUGGAUAUCAGCACAGGGAGCAUCACCUCUCUGACUGCAAAGUCUGAGGUUGGUAACUGGUGUCUGCUGAACAUAGAGAGAGAUCUGAUGGUGGUGAGCUGCUCUUCUCCCAACAGCCCUCCAAAUCUGAGGGUGGGUUUCCUCCCAAGCAGGGAGUUCCAGGAGGAUGUAGUCUGGGUUACUCUGGAAGACUCUCCGACGUUGCCAGAAAUCGACUGGAAAAUUUUGACCUUCACCCCUCCUCCAGACCAAGACAACAGUCAAUAUCCGGGCCUUGAUUUUGAUGCUUUGCUGAUCAAACCAAAGGAGGUUAAGGAUGGAGUGAAGCUGCCUCUUAUCGUCAUUCCUCAUGGUGGCCCUCACUCAGUGAUAGUGGCUGAGUGGGGUCUUUCCGUUGCUGUGCUGUGCAAAAUGGGCUUUGCUGUAUUACUGGUGAACUAUCGUGGCUCCAUUGGAUACGGCCAGGACAAUAUCCUCUCACUGCUGGGCAAUGUUGGCAGCCAGGAUGUCAAAGAUGUUCAAUUUGCGGUUGAAAGUGUGCUGAAAAGCAGCGACCUCGACGUGCAGAAAGUGGCCGUUUGUGGAGGCUCUCACGGCGGUUUCCUGGCCUGUCAUCUGAUCGGACAGUACCCAGAAUUCUACAAGGCUUGUGUGGCUCGCAACCCUGUCAUCAACUUGGCCUCCAUGAUUGGCAGCACAGACAUACCAGACUGGUGCAUGGUUGAGGCUGGCUAUGACUACAGUACAGACUGUCUGCCUGACCCUGCUGUUUGGGAGCAGAUGCUGAAUAAGUCCCCUAUUAGGCAUGUUGCACAGGUAAAGACGCCGGUACUGCUGACCUUAGGAGAAGAUGACAAGCGUGUACCUAACAAGCAAGGAGUCGAAUAUUACAAAGCACUCAAAGCAAAGCAGGUUCCCGUUCGGUUACUGUGGUACCCGGGGAACAACCACUCUCUUUCCAAGGUGGAUGCUGAAUCAGAUGGCUUUAUGAAUAUCGCUCUGUGGAUAAUUCAACACCUGAGUCUGUGAUGAUACAGUUCAGAUAAAAACACCGUAUAGUGAUUACGUUGCUGUUGCUGCCAUGAAAGGAUAGAGUGACACUUGCACACUGUGUAAGGAUGUUACGGUCCUGUUCCUGUUUCAAGGACAGUGUGAAGUUCAAACUUAAGCCAAAGCAUUAAAAGUGCUCUCCCACCAGAAGGCACUUUGUCUAAACUCUGCUUUACUUGUAAUCUUUCUGUGGGUGUGGUGCUUUCCACUGAAUGUCCAGUAAGUUUUAACAAAACACUUUUGAUUGACAAACAUUUUAUUGAUUGUUAUUACUUUAUGUAAUCUUUACAAUCUGUAAAGUCAAGGGCUUUACAUCGUGUUGCUUGUGUUAAAGUCAAAUCACUUUAGGCGACUUGUUUCAUAUUCAGUCUUUUUAAAUCGUGCCGUUUUGAUUUCAUUCACCUAAUAAAGUAAUCGUGAACUCAC